AAGGGUGAGAACAGGACGAGUACGGUGGCAGAGGCGCAUGGAGAUUUGUUUGUUUCUUUUAAUGUGAAGGAAACACAUUCAGGAGAAACUGGCAGUUCUCUCCGGCUUAACGUUUCCUUAGAAACAAAGACAGAGGGUAGGCUGCAGCGAGGUUACAGGUGUUUGUGGACUGGAGUUUCUGAAAGGUGAGAAGUGGAGCAUUAAAGCGGUGAAAAGACGGGAAGAGGAUCCAGAAGGAAACGUGCGCUUUAUGAAAACUGCUUAAGAGGUCUAAAUACGGACUGACACUACAAUAUUGCGAGUAGGAGGCAAGGAUCACCGGGAAUGUGAAGGGGGGAGCCGUUGAGCUGAAGCGAAGUCUCGGGCAAUGCGAGGAAGGAUCGCUCUGCACUUGUCACGCUUGUUUAUCAUCCCCGGCUCAUUUUUGUAGUCAGAUACACGCACCGCAACUACCAUGGAGCGCCGAAUUUUACUCACCUGCGUGCUGCUCACUGUCCUUCUACGGCCGACCGAUGCCCAAAGUGCGGUAUCUGACUCAGUGCUGAACUGCUGCGAAGGCGACGUUCUGUUCCUGCUGGACUCCUCCGGCAGCGUCUCCUCCUACGAGUUCUCCCGCAUGCUGAGUUUCCUGUCCGAGCUGCUGCGGCCCUUCUCCCUGGGGCCCGACCAGGUGAGGGUGGGGCUGCUGCAGGUGGGCACCGAGCCUCACCUGGAGUUUGGCUUCGACGCCCACAGCACCCAGCGGGGCCUGCAGGAGGCGCUGCAGAGGACCAAGCAGCUCCAGGGUGACACCAACACGGACAAGGCCCUAAAGCUGGCCCAGGAGCGGGUGCUGAAGGAGGGCGGGAAGGGCGGGGCCAGGGCGGGGCUCCCCAGGGUUCUCGUGUGGCUGACGGAUGGGGUGCAGCCCGGCGCUGUGGAGGGACCAAUGGAGGCGCUGCAGGAGGAGGGCGUGGCUGUGCUGGUGGUCUCCACAGGACACGGGAACUACCAGGUACUGAGGAGCGUGGUGACCCCGCCCGCCGACAGCCACCUGUACUUUGUGGACAUCGACGACAUGAGCAUCAUCGCCAAGGACCUCAGGGACGCCAUCAUUGAGAUUAUCCGGGCGGAGCGGCUGCAGGUUCGAGACGUGUCCACCCGCAGCGCGACCCUGCAUUGGCGCCCCAUCCUGACCGCUGGCACCGGGUUCUACGACAUCCGAUUCGGGCCGGUCCCGACGGGAACGGGCGGGGCCAGCGGAGGGCCCGGCACCAGCCCCAUCGUCGGUGGGGGUCAGUGGCGCAGGGUGACCCGGCCGGGUGACGCCAGCUCGGCCAAGCUGAUGGACCUGCAGCCGGACACCCAGUACAGGGCCACGCUCACACCCGAGUCCAACCUGGACUUCCUGAAGCCCCUGUCCAUCACCUUCACCACACAGUCCGAGGUUCUGAGUCCAGCUGUAGUCACGGUCUUGGAGUCCGGCACGAACAGCAUGAAGGUCAGCUGGGGACCCCUGCAGCCAAACUCGGUAAAGAAGUACCAGGUGGAGUACGGUGCCCUGCCAGGGGGGAAGGUCCACAUCGCCACCGUCAGCCGAGACCGCAACUCGACCGUGCUGACCAACCUGCAGCCUGACACACAGUACCUGGUCACAGUGAGCGCAUUUCACUCCUCUGGCCAGGAGAGGGCGAUGUCCAUCAAGGCCUGCACUCAGGAGGUGCUGCCUGCCCUGGCAGACCUGCAGCUGACUACAGUAGGGAGCGACUCAGUCCGUGUCCAGUGGAAGGGCCAGGCAGAGGGGCUGCGGGGUUACUGGGUCACCUGGGAAGGUGCCAGCGGUUCCUCGGGACACUCCUCGUCCUUAUACCUGCCCCCCAGCUCCGUGUCCACACUGCUGACCCACCUGCCGCCCACCAGCCGUGUCUGUGUCUCGCCUGUGUACAGGACGGCACGUGGGGAGGGGCUCUGCUGCACUGCCCGCUUUUAUUCAGAUGUUAUUCCUCGAGGAGACCUAUUUUACAGUCCUGCAUGACCGCACGGGAGCCUUGGUUUGCCCUGGGCGGAAGGACACCAGGAGAGAAGGACGAGGGGGGCGUGGAGGCGCUGAUGCUGGACACUGAGUCUGUCAUCCUCUGCACGGAGUCCUCUCUCCCAUUGCACCACAACACCAGACAUAGAACCUGGGACUGCUGCAACAUCAGUCUCCACCAGGGGGCAGUGCUGCUCCAACACACACUCACAGAAGCACACAGACACGUGCGUAUACACA
Molecule: messenger RNA, 2251 nt
Organism: Megalops cyprinoides (Indo-Pacific tarpon)
Lineage: Eukaryota; Metazoa; Chordata; Actinopteri; Elopiformes; Megalopidae
Gene: vwa1
Product: von Willebrand factor A domain containing 1
Exons: 6
Coding region: 455-2014 (519 amino acids)
Molecular function (GO): protein binding
Source: RefSeq, a predicted model, not a curated record